This is a messenger RNA of Notodromas monacha, 3489 nucleotides long. The record is from the annotation of a GenBank genome assembly. Lineage: Eukaryota; Metazoa; Arthropoda; Ostracoda; Podocopida; Cyprididae.
GUUUUUUCCUCGUUCUUGCCGGGCAGUGAAGUGCUGAUAAUCUGUGUUAAGCUGUUUUCCCGUGUAUACCCUAAGUAUCUUUCUAAAAUUUUGGGGUUGGCAUCGCGAGCCUAAGCCAUGGCUACGGAACAGCCGUGCUACACUCUGAUCAACUCUUCCAUCGAUGGCGAACAAGGCAACGAUAUGCUCCUCAAGCAAGAUCUUGAGAAAGGCGAUAAUCGGACGAAAACGUUCGCUUUGAAGAAAGCCAUUAGACAGCUGCUUGCUGGAGAUAGAUUACCGGCUGGGAUGUUGAUGACCAUCAUACGAUUUGUAUUGCCAUCGCAGGACCACGUUAUCAAGAAACUUCUCUUGAUAUUCUGGGAAGUAGUGCCUAAAACUACCUCUGACGGAAAGCUUGUCAGCGAAAUGAUACUUGUCUGUGACGCUUUCAGAAAAGAUUUACAACACCCGAAUGAAUACAUCAGAGGAUCUACUCUGCGCUUUCUUUGCAAAUUACGUGAGCCAGAAUUGCUGGAACCUUUGGUGCCAGCUAUUCUCGCCUGUUUAGAACAUAGACAUGCGUAUGUGAGGAGGAAUGCCGUGCUUGCUGUUGCCGCGAUUCAUCGCAAAUUUGAUUUUUUGAUCCCUGAUGGACCCGAUCUGGUGGCUAAGUUUUUGGAAACUGAGAGCGAUCCCAGCUGCAAGCGGAACGCUUUUAUGAUGUUGGUGCAAGCUGAUCAAGACAGAGCGUUGGCGUAUCUUUCGGACCGAUUGGAUGCGGCUGCUGCUUCGCCUUCUGCAUCUACCACUUUGCUAGAUGGUGACGUCGCUCUUCAACUCGUCACAGUUUCGCUAGUUUACCGAGUUUGCCGUGCGCAGCCGUCUGAGCGAGGUCGAUUCAUCCGCGCAAUCUACAAUCUCCUGUCGUCUCCGUCGUCAUCACCCGCGGUACGCUACGAAGCCGCUGGAACCUUAGUGACGCUGUCGACGGCUCCGACAGCCGUGAGAGCUGCUGCUAGGGCUUACAUUGACCUGGCUGCGAGAGAAACCGAUGACAACAACGUGAAGCUAAUUGUUCUGGAUCGUCUCGUUGCUUUGAGGGAAGAAGGCGGCGAGGGGGUUGAGAAGGUCAUGAAAGAAAUGGUGAUGGAUGUUUUGAGGGUCUUGGCUGCUCCUGAUCUGGAAGUCAGGAGAAAAACUCUGAAUUUAGCUUUGGACCUGGUGACGUCGCGCACCGUUCCGGAAGCAGUGCUAGUUCUGAAGAAGGAAGUUGCCAAGACACACGAUGCUGCGGAAUCAGGGACCACCGGAGAAGAAGCUGCGAAGUACCGACAGUUGUUGGUGCGGGCUUUGCAUUCCAUUUGUGUGCGGUUCCCUCAGGUUGCGGCUGACGUUGUUCCCGCGUUGACGGAGUUCUUGAUGGCGGGCGGCGCUGCCACGGAUGGUGGCGAAGAGGCCGCCGCGGGAGACGUCCUUGUCUUCCUACGCGAAGCCGCCGAAAAAUUCACUGGGUUGCGUCCCGUCGUUAUCGAGAAAUUGCUCGAAGUUUUUAGUUCUAUGAAGAGUGCUAAAGUGUUUCGUGGAAGUCUGUGGAUUCUGGGAGAGUUCGCUGAUGUCAAGUCGGAGGUUCAGUCGGUUAUGACUCAAAUUCGUCAAGCUCUUGGAGAUAUACCUAUCGUGGAUCACGAGAUGAGAAAAGCUGCCGGAGACACUGAGGUUGAAUCUAGUGCCACGGACAUCACAGCAUCAGGAACCCCAGUGCAGAAGUUGGUGACAGCUGAUGGAACCUAUGCGACGCAAUCUGUUUUCAGUUCUAGCUCUGUGAAGAAAAGUCAGACUGCGAACAUUCCACCGCUACGGAAACUGUUGAUGGAAGGUGAUUUCUUCCUGGGAGCGAGUAUGGCUACGACUCUUGCGAAGUUGGCGAUUCGUUACUGUAGCUUCGAUGGGAUGGACGCGAAGAAGACGAAUCGGUUCUGUGCUGAAGCUAUGCUUGUGAUGGCGUCCAUUUUGCGACUUGGAAAAUCUGGACUUCCGGACAAAGCCAUCACGGACGACGAUACCGAUAGGAUUUGCCUGUGUCUGAAAGCCUUGUCGGAUCUACAGCGUGGGAAGGACGAUACUUCGGUGAUGCUGAAGAACGUGUUCAGCAAGGAGAGCCGGCAAUCGUUGGGGAAAAUGUUGGCUGUCAAGAUUGCCGCCGAGGAGGCCGAAGCUCAAAAAGUCAAGGAGAAAAAGGGAGUCGCCGUUCAGCCGGACGAUGCCAUACCAUUUGGCCAACUUGCGAGUCGAAGCGGGCCAGGAGCUGACAAAGAGGAUAUUUUCGAAUUGAGUUUAUCCCGGGCAGUGGCUGGUUCUGGGAAGAAAGAUGGCUUCGAUCAGGCUACAAAACUUAGCAAAGUUACUCAGCUGACGGGAUUUUCUGAUCCCGUUUACGCGGAAGCGUACGUGAAUGUGAACCAAUAUGAUAUUGUGCUGGACGUGCUUGUCGUGAAUCAAACCGGUGACACGCUACAAAAUUGUACUUUGGAGUUGGCGACGCUGGGAGAUUUGAAGCUUGUGGAGAAACCGAGUGCUUUAGUUCUCGGACCCCAUGAUUUCGCAAACAUUAAGGCCAAUGUCAAGGUUUCUUCGACUGAGAACGGGAUCAUUUUUGGAAACAUUGUAUACGAUGUACACGGAUCGACAUCGGAUCGAAACGUAGUCGUGCUGAAUGACAUCCACAUUGACAUAAUGGACUAUAUUGUCCCGGCAAUGUGCACUGAUACUGAGUUCCGUCAAAUGUGGGCUGAGUUCGAGUGGGAGAAUAAGGUGUCCGUGAACACGCCAUUGCGGGACCUGCGAGCCUACCUUGAGCACUUACUGAAGAGCACCAACAUGAAGUGUUUGACCCCGGAAGCCGCGUUGGACGGCGACUGCGGUUUUAUGGCGGCUAACUUGUAUGCUAGAUCCGUGUUUGGAGAGGAUGCAUUGGCAAAUUUGAGCAUCGAGAAGAAUGGAGAUGGUCCCGUGACGGGACAUGUAAGAAUUCGAGCGAAGAGCCAGGGUAUGGCUUUGAGUAUGGGCGAUAAGAUAAACUUGACGCAGAAGGAGAAGCCGAGGGCGACGAUGGCGGCAACAGCAUGAACAGAAAGCAAGCACCAAUUUACAGCUUGUUGAGGGAUGAUGGUGUUGAAUUUUUCCCUGUACCGAUUGCUAUAAUUUAUUUUUGCCGUAUUGAUUUUUUUGUCGUAUCGUCCUCGGUUUUUUUGUUUGUUUUCUUUUGAGCAUUCCUCGGACUUGGACACUGGUGGCUUUGAUUCAAUAGUGCUGCGUGUACACUCUGGAAGCAGAGAAAUCGGCUCUCACACGAUUUGAGUUAUGUGUUGUAAUUACCAUUUCACGGAUUUGUUCACGAGUUUUCUCGAGGCGGAGUUGUUGGAUGCUCGACUGGGGAGUUCUAAGGUUAUGAGAUUUAUCUCGGAAGUCGGAAAAGCAUGGAAAUAUAUUUCUUGGAGGAACGCGGAU